AUGGGCCCAGCUCGAAAGAAAAAGAAGAACCGGGGGCAAAGGGCAGCGGCGGCAGUCAGACACAGCACGCAGCCAAAGUUGGGUUGGUUGAUGGAGUGUGCGUCGCGAUUUGCACCGUUCCGCCGUGUUCCAAGCCGCCCGUUGCCUUCGAUCUCCUCAGUCGCCCCGAUUCCCAAGCGGUGGGUCGGUUGGCGGGAUCGGGAGCUUCUCAAUUCACGCCCAGGGGGGUGA
This is a messenger RNA of Pyricularia pennisetigena, 231 nucleotides long. RefSeq lists its product as uncharacterized. The coding region runs from base 1 to 231 and encodes 76 amino acids. NCBI's taxonomy places the organism in Eukaryota, Fungi, Ascomycota, Sordariomycetes, Magnaporthales, Pyriculariaceae. The transcript has a single exon. The record is from RefSeq and is a predicted model, not a curated record.